Plasmodium vivax (malaria parasite P. vivax) is the source of this 4743-nucleotide messenger RNA. RefSeq lists its product as hypothetical. The coding region runs from base 1 to 4743 and encodes 1580 amino acids. NCBI's taxonomy places the organism in Eukaryota, Apicomplexa, Aconoidasida, Haemosporida, Plasmodiidae. The record is from RefSeq and is a predicted model, not a curated record. The transcript has 2 exons. Gene Ontology annotation, molecular function: protein binding.
AUGAUUUACCUGCACGGAAAGAAUCGCCCGAUCGGCAUUAAGGAAGAGGACGUAAACGAUGAGAAUUACCUCCUCAUAAAAAACAUUUUGAAAGAAGAACAUGUGCAUGUGCACAGCUGGAUAGAAGUCAGUCUGGUGUACUAUAAGAAGAAAUACUAUAAGCUUUUUUUGGACCUCACGAAGGAGGGGGAAAUUUUUUACCUCUCCGAAAAUGAGGACAUAUUGGGGAAGAAGAAGAAGACGGAAGGGGGCGAGAGGGACGCCUCGAAGGACGGGUCGAAUUUUUGCACUCUCCUCCUGCUGUACCACUUGGAGAAAAUUAUAAACGCGAAGAAUGUGAGCAAGGAGGACGAGUUGAAGAUAAAACUGGAGAACUUAAUCAAUCAGAUUGAGAGGAGGAGUGACGCCCUCCAGAGGGGGGCGCCGAGUGGCAUGGCGAGCAGCAUGGCUAGCGGCGAGUUGAGCGGCAUAGCGAGCGACCCGCCCAACCCAAAAGAGGGGUCCUCUCCCUGGGCCGCUUACACCUUCCUAUCCCCGCACCUCGCCAAGGGCAUUUACAACGUCAGUAUGUUUCUGUACCUGCUGAACAAGUAUGACCGGAGGAGCGGCGCCAACUACUUCGCAAGGCCUAGGGAUGGUGAUGGUGGCGAUGGCGAUGGCGAUGGCGAUGACGACGACGAUACCGAUCGCUAUCACGAUGAGGGGAAGCACUCAGCGGGGGAGAAGCUGAAAGGCGAGUACGUCAACCCGAUGAAUUACCUUAUGGAGAGCAUAUCAAUAUUCACCCUUCUGGUGAAAAAGAACAGGUACGAUUUUGUGGCCUCGAUUUAUUUGGCCCUCUCGUUAUGCCUGGCGUACAAAUUGGAGCUCUGUGUUGAGUUCUCCUCCCACGUCCUCGUAAGGGUUAUCAAUUUGGAGAGCUUUUUAAGGGCCACGGUUUUUACCUAUCGGGGGGGGUUAAACCCUGUGAAGGAGGAACCUUCCAACACGGAAAAGGGAGGCUCCACCUGGCUAUCAAAAUUUAUGAGUCGUGAAAAAGGGAAGAGUGACAGCAGUGACAGGCGUGGAGAUAAGUCUCCCCAUUUUGGUGGAGGGGAUCAUACCGGGGGGAGGGAAGAACACCUCUACAAGUGCAUUAGGGUUAAGAAUUUACUAACCACCCUGAGGAGACUCAAGGGGAUAAUAAAAUAUAUAAUCGGCAUCUGCUAUGUGAAGAAGAAGGAGUGGGGUAUGGCCUCCUUCUGCCUAACCGAAGCUAUCAAACUUGGAAACUCACAAGCGUACUUGGCCAACGGGUGGCUACUCCUGAUGAACUACUUGGGGAAAAUAUCUCUGUGCAACGAUUUUGUGAAAGAAGGGACCCACUGGGGGGUUGCAAAUGGAGGCCUCCUCAAAAUGAAGGAGCAGCAGUUCACCCCUGUGGAGUCACUCCCCCUUCCCCCUGGGUGGGAUAAAGGCGAUCUGAGAAAAGUCCCCAUCAAGGGGAUCAUUAAUUUGACUCUACUACGUUAUUACGAUUAUUUGAGGCGCGGUGUGGGGAAGUAUUCCAAAGGUAUGGAGAGUAUCCUCACGGGGGGGAGCCUCCUCACAGGGGGGGGCUGCUCUCACCACAUCGACAAGAACGACAUAUACGAGCACGACGAAUCGAUCGAGAUGGCGAACAGUGAAAGCGGCUACCUGAAGAGGAACCCCGAGCAGCGUGGGCACAUGCAUGUGCAUCUGUGUGAGAGGAUGAUUUGCCUGUACCUGGAUUUGUGCGAAAUAUGGCUGAUGCAGGGAGACGCCAAAUCUGUAGCCUUCCUAAAAAUGAUGAAGGAGCAGAUACACUUUAGCUAUGUUAAUAAGAAGUGCCUUUCCAAGUACUAUUUCCUCAUCGGCAUGUACCACCAUCACAUCGUGAGGAACACCAGGAGGGCACUCAAGUACUAUCACAAGAGCAUGCAGAUUUAUGGGAACCACGUAAGCCGCUACUACCACACCAUCUGUUUGAUCCACUUGAAGAAGUAUAGCAAAGCCAAGAGGAGCAUUUUGUUUUUUUUCCAGAAAUGUAAAAAUGCCUACUCUGUAAAAUUGUAUGUUUUUUUUUUCCUCCACACGGCAAAUUUGUUUUUAAAUUUUAACCUCCUUUGUGAGGACAGCACUGGCGCCCUUCCCCAUGGGGGGGGGGCCCCUCAAGCAGUCGAGUCGUCCUCUCAUGCCAUUGGCGGUACCACUCAGGGGGAGGAAGGGAAGAAGCUCCACUGUAUAGGCAAGCCAGUGCAUGUUACCAUUCGAAGCAAAUAUAUGAAGAGCAACCAAAGCGACAGCUGCAUGAGAGUUGUCCUGAAAAUGCUGCAACACCUGAUGGACGUCCUCGAAGCACACGCAUUCAUGUUUCACACCGAUUUGGAUGCCAAGCUGAUGAAGGUGAAGAUACGCGAAUUGCUCCUAACCAAGUACAACCACGAGGGGAUGGUGGCCUACCACAAGGAGCUGCACGAAGUGGAAGAAGUUAGGACCUUUUUCAAACGAAGAAAUAAGCCGCGGAAAAUACCCUACGAGUUGAUGAACAAUUAUAUCAUCUCUCUUUUUUUUUGCGAUCAUAAGGAAAGGAGUGUAGAACUGAUGGAGCUGCUGAAGAGGGAGGUCUUCCUCAAGGUGAAGCGCCUCUCCAGCUACUACUCCUAUGCGUUUUGCGGUGGCUCUCCCGGUUUGAGACCUUCACAGGGGGGGACGCUCUCCGCUAAGGGGAACAACGCCCGGAAGCGCAGCGCGGUCUCCCCGGGGAGCACGAAGAAGAGGUCGAAGCGGGGUGGCGGCGGGUCGCCCUGUGAGGAGGUUGCCACAGGGGGGGGGACACCCCGUGAAGAUACCACUGCGGGUGGGGCGGCUCGAGAAGAAGUCACCGCCGAAUGGGCCAAACAAAGGCGAAACCGCUCACACCUCACCGUGCGGCGAAACCGCUCACUCCUCACCGUGCGGCGAAACACACUGAAGCUGCACCACCUGGACGCCAUGCUGCGGCACCACCGAGUUAGGGAGCUCAAGCUGGCCAUGGUGAGUCACGGAGCGAAGCUUCCAAAGCACGUGUACCUAAAAAGGAGCAACCGAGAGAGGUACAGGCAAAUGAUUAACUAUUUGAAGAGGAUCUACCUGACCAUCUCCUUUAACAGUGCCGUCUUGGCAGAGUACCUGGGCUAUAAGGACUCCCCCAUGCAGACCUACAAAUUGUACUCAGAGGUGUACAGCACAUACGAAGGUGCCUUCGUUAGGCUAGCAAAUGUUUACAUACAAAUGAAAAAAUUUUCUAAAGCGAAGGAGGUGAUAGAUAGAGGGUUGCGAUCAAAUCCAGAGUCAGUUAAUCUCCUACUGCAGAAGGCUUACAUACACGUGGCUAGGAAGCACUACGACUAUUGCAUUUACGCCCUGGAGAAGCUAAAGAAAAGGGAACCCUUUCGAGAGGAUGUCUUGGUUAACACGUAUUUGGCGAUUAUAAAAUUUUGUAAACUGAAAAGGGGGAAAAAUAAAGAAGAAAAAAAUCAGCUAGUACACGAAAUUUACUCCCUCAUAAGUUCGCUAGGGAGAAGCAGGAACAACUUCUUCGUGUCUAGCCUCAUAUCAAUUCUGCUCAGCGUUAAUCACAAAUAUGAGAUGUCAAGUGAAGCCUUCCAAUUGUUAAUAGACUCAAAUGAGAAGCUGAGUUUUUACUGCCAGUCGGCGCUACGCAAUUUUGUCCUUCACAUGUUUAAUCACCUGAUGAGAACAAACCAUGAGAUGAAAAAUAAAUUAUUUUUAAAAAAACUGAAUCUCUUUUUUAAUUUAAGUUUAAAGAAUGGCAUAAAUGAUAAGCUCUUCCUCCUCUGCUAUGCAAAUUUUUUACAUUUAAUUGAAAAGUUUGAAGAUGCCAUUGCUCUGCUAUACAGCGCCUACGUUAAGUGGGCGCACGACUUCACCAUUUUGAAUACCCUCAUCAUUUGCAUCGAUUCCUUCGUUUCCAAGUACCUCAGCUCCGAUUACGUGGAGCUGACGGACAUUUUGCUCAUGGGGGACCUGAUCAGCUUCUCCUUCCGCGCCAUCCACACCCUGCUGCGCUUCAAGCGCGUCGCCACCUCGGCGGAGCUCCUCGCCUCGGACGAACAACACAACUACUACAAAGAAGGAGAGCUCAUCGUCGAAAUGAGGAGGAAGGACGUCGAGCAUCUGGCCAGCAGGAAGUACCUAAUCAACACGUUCAGAAAGUUCGAGGAGAAAAUAAAGCCCUACAUUGAGAGCAGCGUGCCCAGCAUGGUCAGGCAGAAAAAACUCUACAAUCAGAAAAAAAUAAAUUUGCAGAAGAAAAUUUAUGAAGACAAAAAGAGGAAGAAAAAUUUGGAAAUGAAAAAGCUGAAGAGUCAGGAGAGCCUGCAUGAGGAACUGCUCAGAGAUGUUAGCGAACUGACGUACCACAUGGCCGAACGGGGCGCCGCGCAGGCAGAGGGGGAAGCUCAGCCGCAGCAGCAGCAGCAGCAGGAGGAGAGGAAGGAGGAGAAUGACCAAGUGGGGGACGACGAAAAGGAGGAUGAUGACGACGAAGAGGAGGAGUUUUCCUUUAAUAGGGGAAGCGCCAACCCGAAUCAGGCAACUGACGAGGAGGAGCAGCAAAAGGAGGAGGGGGAGGAGGAAAACAUCUCCGACGGUGACCCGCAGUACCUGGACGCCUCGUCCAGCAGCUCGGAUCUCUUCGAGGAGAAGAAGCCCAAAAAGAGGAAAAAGGUGAUAGACUAA